Molecule: messenger RNA, 1930 nt
Organism: Suillus bovinus
Lineage: Eukaryota; Fungi; Basidiomycota; Agaricomycetes; Boletales; Suillaceae
Product: Pre-mRNA cleavage complex II protein Clp1-domain-containing protein
Exons: 9
Biological process (GO): tRNA splicing, via endonucleolytic cleavage and ligation
Cellular component (GO): nucleus; mRNA cleavage factor complex
Molecular function (GO): polynucleotide 5'-hydroxyl-kinase activity
Source: RefSeq, a predicted model, not a curated record
AAAGAGUGGGUUCUUGAGCCAGAGACAGAGUAUAGGUUCGAGCUCGACCCCGGUAUCUCACUAGCAAUCAAGCUGGCUCAUGGACAGGCCGAGGUCUUCGGUGCUGAACUCGCGGAAGGCAAAACAUAUCUUUUCGGGGCCGAAUGCAGGGCCGCAGUUUUCACCUGGCAGGGCUGCACCUUGGAGAUAAGUGCUACACCAGGCACCUUGUGUCGUUUCAUACAACUUCACAUUACAGGUCGCCCCUCCACAGAGUAUGUAUCCGAGGAAACCCCUAUGGCGGCAUAUGCAAAUGUGCACAUUGCGUUCGAGCAAAUGCGUGUCAGGGCACUCCGUGUCAUGCAUGGCUCUCCUUCUUCAGAUGAUAAUGCGAGUGCCAAUGCAGAGCCCCCAAGAGUCCUUGUUCUUGGUCCAGAGAACUCAGGAAAAACAACAGUAUGCAAAAUUCUAACAAAUUAUACUGUUAGAGCAGGGCAGAACUGGUCCCCAGUAUUGGUCAACGUCGAUCCGAGUGAGGGUGGUUGGGCAGUUCCUGGAGCAAUCUCGGCUGCUCCAAUUCGCAGUCCUAUAGCUACAGCGUCACCUGCCAAUCCUCUUGGCUCUGCUGCAACAUCAGCUCCCACUGCCCUCUCUUCGAAUGCUUUAAUACCGCUAAGCUAUUGGUAUGGGCAUUCAGAAACUAAACGAAACCCAGUCUUACUAGACCGACUCAUACGAAAUCUGGGAGAAAAUAUCAGAGAAAGGGAUGAAGAUGACCCGGAGGCGCGUGUGUCGGGUUUGAUUGUCGACACUCCAUCAUCUUUUGCAUCGAGUUCUGGCAGCGCACCAGACAACAGGCAUACGCUCAUAAAAGCAUGUGUCGAUGCUUUCAGAAUCAAUGUAAUUCUCGUGGUUGGACACGAAAAAUUGACCGUUGAAAUGCAACGCCUGUUUGGCAAUCGUUUCACAGUGGUCAAGAUACCAAAAUCGGGAGGAGUUGUUGAAUUGGACCAUGGUUAUCGGGAACGCGUGCACAAGUAUCAGUUGCAUACUUACAUGUAUGGCCAAAAAAUAGACCCACCCCCUGGGAUAACCUCCGCAAUUGUUGGAGGCGAAGCGGUGGCAGACCUCGUCCUUUCGCCAUCCUCAUGUGUCAUCAAAUUUGAAGAUUUGACGAUUUAUCGCAUAGGUGCAGAGAAUAUGGCUCCCUCUUCUGCGUUGCCUAUUGGUGCUGCACGCAUGUUGUCGGAGAUGCAGCCAGUGCUUGUUGAUCCUGCCUCUAGCAGCUCGGGCCUACUUAAUUCCAUCCUCGCCUUGCUUGCACCCUUCAACCCGGAUGAGUCCGAGCGCUAUGACGAAGAAAUUUUGGACCUGGCUGUAGUCGGUUUCCUUGUUGUUACCAGUAUCGAUGCCCCCAACCGGAAAAUGACGAUUCUCGCGCCUAACCAAGGAUCACUUGUCGGCAAGACAGCCCUUAUGGGGUCCUUUGAUUGGCAGGAAUAAAGUUGGACAAAGUCGAUUUCAUGGGAUCAUUCCUCAAGGACUCUUGCACAUAGAGUCCCUGACCAGACAAAUGACUGGGGAACUCGAGCGGCACGUUUAAGGUGUGGCAGGGCACAGCUUUUACUCCAUCACUUCAGCGCAGUUGUACUUAACAUGGUUCCUUGCAAGAUAAACAAUUGAACAUUGAACGAUAACUAUGGUUUCCGCAAGGAACGUUACAAUCACUACAUUUCAGACUAGAGCAUAAUGAUUAUAAGGUUUGUCGACCUAUUCAAAUAUCACUUACUGCGCGCCAAAUUUGAUCUGUUGGUAACUGAGCUUCACUGCUUUCUCUUGACACAAGGUUGUAGAUUGUUGCACUAGUUGUCUUUCUAUUACGUAGCAAGGUACGAGCGGAGGAACUAGAAUUAGGUCUUUGAGCGAACAGUAAACGUGGCGUUCGCACCUC